AUGAUUAAUAAUCAAGCAACCGAACUACUUUCGUCCGGUAACGCGAAGCCCAUAAUCUACUCUACCACGAACCUGUUUCAUAUAAAUAACCAGUUCCUUUUAAUUCAAACUUCUAAAUCAAAUUCUUCUUUCUUUCUUUCUUUCUUUCUUUCUUUCUUUCUUUCUUUCUUUCUAUACGCUAUAUGUCUUUCUUUCUUCCUUUCUUUCUUUCUUUCUUUCUUUCUUUCUUUCUUUCUACUCGCUAUAUGUUUCUAUCAUCAUCGCACGGCCCUUCGAAACUGUUCCGAGUGCGCCAGUAAUAAUGAGUAUUCAUUUAUAUCUAUCCGUUCCGUCCAUAUCUAUCUAUCUAUCUAUCUAUCUAUCUAUCUAUCUAUCUAUCUAUCUAUCUAUCUGUCCGUUUUGUCUGUUCUUAUCUAUCUAUCUGAUAAAACACUUAGCUACUUCGUUCAAAUAUAUCCCUUUCCAGGACAUAUCACUAUCUAUCUAUCUAUGUCUUUUUCUAAACGGAUGUACCAAAAACUUUGA
Messenger RNA from Acanthosepion pharaonis, 525 nucleotides. NCBI's taxonomy places the organism in Eukaryota, Metazoa, Mollusca, Cephalopoda, Sepiida, Sepiidae. The record is from the annotation of a GenBank genome assembly.